UGCCCGGUGGGGGGGCUGGGGGCGGCCAAGCCCCGCGUGCUGUGCCACGAGAACGAGAUCUACCUGUCCAACGGCAGCGAGUUCGUCUAUGUCUACGACCAGGAGGGAAAAGUGCUGAAGGCCGUGUACCGGUGCCCUGACCAGGUGUGGCACGUGGAGCUGCUGCCCCAGCCCCGGCAGCUCUACAUCCUCUGCGCCCACAGCGGCAUUUACUGCGUCUCCCUGGACCAGCAGGGCAGGUUAAUGGAGCAGACGGAUGGCGACGGCCAAGAAAGCAAUUGCCCUUCCGGCGUCUUCCCCGUGGACUCAGACGCCUGCAUCUUCCCAGACUCCAGCCUGUGCAUGUUCACUCUGCUCAACAGCUUUGUCAUCACCUUGUCCCAGGCUCAUGGAAAGUGGUGGAUGAAACUGCACGAGCUUCCUCGCCCUGAGCAGGAGAGUCCCCUGUACCGGCAGGUCAGCGAGGUGGGCUUCUGUCCUGGCCCCCAGACUGGGGAUGAAGAGGAUGGUCCCCCCUCCUGCUUCCUGCCCGUCCUGUGCUGCGCAUCAUCCCCCGGCACCCUGGAGUCCGGGGAGGAGCUGUGGUGCUCAGGGGGCUUCGUGCUGGAAGAGCCCCUCUUCAGCCUGCUCUUUGGGAUCGAUGCUGCCAUGCUGGAGUCUCCAAUGAUCCUCUGCGGCUUCCCAGAUGGACAGCUCUGCUCCGUGCCACUGAAGGCCCUCAGCUCUUCACCAGCUGUCAAUGGCUGCCACGAUGUUUCGAGCCAAGACCCCCCCGUGAAGAUCCUCCAUCCUUUGGAAGAGCCCAUUGUCUUCAUGGGGGCCUGGGGGACGGAGCGGAGGGCGGCAGAGGAAGCCGAGGACGAGCAGCUCUUUGGAGAGGCCGGCUGUGACUGCGUGGUGGCCGUGGGCCACUACGGGAAGAUGGUGGCCAUGAAGGCGGAUCAGCGGGAGGAGGCGACGGUUCCGGAGCUGCGGGAGUACUACCUGCGCGGGCCCAUCCUCUGCGCCGCCUGCGGCAGCGGCAGCCGCAUGUACUACAGCACGCACUCGGACAUCUCCGCCGUUGACCUGGACUGGGGCGGCGAUUCCUCCGACCCCGAGGACGCGGAGAGCUGCACCGGGGUCCUGCCUCCCGUCCUCUCGCCGGCCAGUUUAAGUAUCUGUAGCGUUGUGGCCCUUUCCUUGUCGUCUCGGGCAUCAGAAGGUGAGUCGGAGCUGCUGGCCCUGUCUGCCAAAGGCCGACUGAUGAGCUGUGACUUGUGCAGCCCUGAGGACACUGACGUGGGGCUGACGCCUGCUGAGGCUGGCAGGAGGAUUAAGGAGCUGCUCUCCGGGAUAGGCAACACCUCAGAGAGAGUUUCCUUCCUGAAGAAGGCAGUGGACCAGAAGAACCGAGCCCUGGCCAGCCUGAACCAGGUGAUGAACGUGAGCGCGGCUCUGCUCUCCAGCCAGGAAGGCCAGAAGCCCAUUGCCUGCACUGUCACUGCCAACUGGAGCUGCCUCCUGCUCCAGGAUACUGUCACCAUCUCCUGUCUGCUGGAGAACUGCAGCGAGUACAGCCUGGAGGAGGGCUGGACCCUCUGUGUGCAGCUCCUGGCCAGCCCCUGUGCCUUAGAGGAGGAGUCGUCUGUGGAUUCAGCCACCACCUUCACCUUCCCCAUCAACCAGCUCCUCCCUGGGAACAAGAGAGAGCUGACGCUGCCCCUCAGCUCUGCUGCGGACACCAAGCUGGACCUGCCUCUGACCAUCUCCUGUGCCCUCUACUACAGUUUGCGGGAUAUUUUGGGCGGUGGCUCUGACUCCUCCGAGGCCCUGGACGAUCUCCUGCCAGAUGACUCACCCAUCCUCUCCCCGGACAGAGAGGGGAUCUGCCUGCCCCUCAGUGAAUGCACCAUUGACAUGCUCCAGUGCCUCCGUUUCGAGAGCAGCACCCCUGGGCCAGACACUUCCCCACCAGCCCCUGCUCCCCGUGUACCCCCAGACCCCGUGGAGACCUUCCUCAAGGUAUCCCAGGAGCAGACUGCACCUGAAGAGGGGAAAGCCAGUGAGCUGCCACAGGCCCCGGCAGAGGAAAACCUUCCCCCCUCAGCAGCCUCCAUCAGGGUGUCCUCAGAGCUGCUGAAAAAUGCACUGAAAACCUCCAGCUCAGGUGGGUGCCUGGAGAGGAGCAUCUUGGGAGCUUCUGGGAUGUCUUUUUGGGGACAGGCAGCUGUGGCCAUCCCUGGAGAGGCUGGGAUGGCACCAUGCGGCGCGGCGCCGGACGGCGGGGACGUGCAGCUGCUUGUCCGAGAGGUGGCCAUGGAUGACAUCAGCCCAGCAGGCCCCAUCCAGGCUGUGGAGAUCUUGAUGGAGAGCCCGUCCCUGGCCCACACCUGCAGGAUGCACCACGCUGUGAUCCGGCGCAUCCAGGCACUAGUGCUGGAGCAGGCAGCCCAGGGCUCAGGACCUCCUGACCUCCGCAUGCAGUACCUGCGCCAGAUCCAGGCCAACCACGAGAUGCUGCUGAAGGAGGCGCAGACCCUGCGGGACCACCCACCUCUGGGCGAGGAG
Molecule: messenger RNA, 2550 nt
Organism: Chaetura pelagica (chimney swift)
Lineage: Eukaryota; Metazoa; Chordata; Aves; Apodiformes; Apodidae
Gene: FAAP100
Product: chromosome unknown open reading frame, human C17orf70
Biological process (GO): interstrand cross-link repair
Cellular component (GO): Fanconi anaemia nuclear complex; nucleoplasm
Source: RefSeq, a predicted model, not a curated record